AUGGACUCGCCGUGCCCUGAGCAAACAGCUCUUUCUAACCAGCAAGAAUAUAAUGGAGCCCUCCGUACGGCGUUUCAUCUGAUUCAAGUUCUUGUGCUGCCUCCCCUCUUCUUCCCUCCCCCGUCGCCAGGCCGCUUCCAAGCCCGGCGGAGUUCUCAAGGGAGUGGAAGACGCCGCGCCGCACCGCCUCUCCUCCACGGUGCGCGGAAGCUGAACCCGCGCCUUACCUUGCGCCGUGCCGCCUUCCCGCACUACGCUCAAAUUCUUUCGUCCCAACGUCUCCCAUUUACUGCGCCUUAUCCACGUCGCCUCCUCAUUUCUUCGCCAUCCUGCCUUUUUCCCUCCCUCUCGCCCCUUGCCGCCUCGCCUGCGCGCUUUUCGAUUCUCGCCGCACGCUGCGCGGGGGUGCAGUUGCCACAGCGCGUGCCGGAGCUGGUGGACCUGCGGGAGACGAUGGAAGAGGUGGUACCGGAACAGCGUGCGCGACUCGCGGAGAUUAAAGCCAAGUACGGCGACAUGGUCCUGGGUGACGUCACCGUCAACAUGGUACGCGCACGCGCGCGCAUCGUUGUGCCUCGUCGCCGCAUUAUUCACUCGGUCGAGUAUGCAUCGGACGCGAAUCAUGAAUGUGCGUUAUUGCGAUGUGCCACGUGGCAGGCGGUGGGCGGAAUGCGCGGCAUCAAGGGCCUUCUCUGGGAGACGUCGCAGCUCGACCCGCUCAAGGGCAUCAAGUUCCGCGGGCUCUCCAUUCCUGAGUGCCAGGCGCAGCUGCCCUCCGCGCUCGACGGCGGCCAGCCGCUGCCCGAGGCGCUGCUGUGGUUGCUGCUAACGGGCGAGGUACCCACGGAGGAGCAGGCAGUGUCGCUGGCCGUGGAGCUGCAGGACAGAGCGCGGCUACCAGACGCGGCGUGCCAGGUGAUAUGGUCGCUCCCCCCAUCACUCCACCCUAUGACCCAGCUCUCUAUAGCCGUGCUCGCCCUGCAACGCACCUCCAAGUUCGCAGCCGCGUACCACCGCGGCACACACAAGCGGGACCUCUGGCGCCACGCACUAGACGACAGUCUCGAUUUGAUUGCCGCCCUGCCGGAGAUCGCCGCCCGGAUCUACAACCGCAGCUGCAAGGAGGGCGGCGCGCGGCCGGGCGUGCGGGCGGCGAGGGAGGAUUUGGACUAUGCGGGGAACCUGGCGCACAUGAUGGGGUUUGACGAUGAGAGGAUGGACGAGCUCUUGCGCCUCUACCUCACCAUCCACGCGGAUCACGAGGGCGGCAAUGUGAGCGCGCAUGCUACCCACCUGGUUGGGUCGGCAUUAUCCGACCCCUUCCUCGCCCUCUCCGCCGGCCUCAACGGGCUCGCCGGCCCGCUGCAUGGACUGGCCAAUCAGGAGGUGCUGGGGUGGCUGCACGCGCUGAGGGCAGAGUUGGGCGAGCGACCCAGCAAGGAGCAGCUGGGGGAGCACGUGAGGCGAGGGCUGGCAGCAGGGCGGGUGGUACCGGGGUAUGGGCAUGCUGUGCUGCGAGUGACAGACCCGCGCUACUCGUGCCAGCGGGAGUUUGCACGGCAGCACAUGGCGCAUGACCCCAUGGUGCAGCUGGUGUCUGACCUGUACGAGGUGGUGCCGCCCAUACUGCAGGAGACUGGCAAGGUGCAGAACCCAUGGCCCAACGUGGACGCACACAGUGGCGUGCUGCUGCAGCACCUGGGGCUCACCCACGCCAACUUCUACACAGUGUUGUUCGGCGUCUCUCGAGCCAUGGGCGUGCUUUCUCAGCUGGUGUGGGACCGGGCCUUGGGAUUGCCGUUGGAGCGCCCCAAGAGCAUCACCAUGGACUGGAUUCAGCAACAUGCAGCCGACACGGGCUUUAAGGGCGAAGCUCACACACACACACAUGCCACCAAGGCUGCAGCAUGA
Closterium sp. Naga37s-1 is the source of this 1911-nucleotide messenger RNA. Lineage: Eukaryota; Viridiplantae; Streptophyta; Zygnematophyceae; Desmidiales; Closteriaceae. The record is from the annotation of a GenBank genome assembly.